This is a messenger RNA of Solenopsis invicta (red fire ant), 3222 nucleotides long. RefSeq names its product transcription factor GATA-4. The transcript is spliced from 8 exons. Lineage: Eukaryota; Metazoa; Arthropoda; Insecta; Hymenoptera; Formicidae. The record is from RefSeq and is a predicted model, not a curated record. Gene Ontology annotation, biological process: cell fate commitment; positive regulation of transcription by RNA polymerase II; negative regulation of transcription by RNA polymerase II. The coding region runs from base 739 to 2952 and encodes 737 amino acids. Gene Ontology annotation, molecular function: DNA-binding transcription factor activity, RNA polymerase II-specific; zinc ion binding; RNA polymerase II cis-regulatory region sequence-specific DNA binding.
GAAAUGCGUUCAGAUAGAGAAAAAAAGAAAAAACAGAAUUGCGGAAGGUACGAAUAAAACGUGCAAGAUUUUGUGUCAUAUCUUUGUAUCGAACUACCGAAAGAGAAGAGAGAGAGAGAGAGAGAGAGAGAGGGGCGAUCGAUGAAGCACGAUCGAUUCUUGCGGCAAUAGUAGCAGCACGCGAGAAUAGCCGCGGAGAAUCUCGCAAUCGGUUAGCCAAUGAGACGCGAGGGUCCGCCCAAUCGGUCGCUCCCGCUGCUGUUGGUGUCCAUCUAAAUUGUCUGCUGCAUGUUCUCCAUACAGCUCCUCUCUCUCUCUCUCUUUCGCUCAUUCCCUCUCUCUUCCUCCCUCCCCUCUUUCUCUCUCAUGCACAUACUCAUUCUCCGUUCUCUUCGUUGCUCGUUGAUGACGGACGGCAAGAAAGCAUCGACUCCAGAAACCAGGUAGUAGAGACUCACCUACGUAGCUUCGCUACGAUUCCACCUCUUUCCUUCCACCUUCCGUCUCUUUGUGGGACAACCACGGCGAGUCAUCUCUCUUGCCAUCGUCAGUUGCAAAGCGCUUCCCGCCGGCGAAGCGUCUCUGAGCGAUCUUUCGAACAUUUCUCAUCAUCGAUCCCGCGAAUACGUACUGUUUGAUGAUACCAGCUUGAGUGUGGAGGUCUCGGGGACCAGAGUGUAUUCAGUGCGUCGAGGCUGCAGGCUGCGAGAACGGAGAGAAAACCCGCGCGAGGCUCAAAUGCGACACUCGGCGAAUGAGGACAUGAUGAAAGAAACGUUGGUAAAACAGGAGAUCAAGAUGGAAUGGGAGAAUCACCACGCGGAUGACAAUUCGUCGCAAGUUCCUGGAACGGAAGAUCGCACAGCCGGAAGUCCUCAGAGCGUUAUAACGACCAGAAGACACGUGAGAACGAUCACGACCACCGGCCAUAUAACCGAGGGAAUCGCCGAAAUGGAUCCAGAAUCGCCAGACUCCAAUUCGGUCACCGGGAAUCUUCAUCAGGGACUUCAACAGAGAAACGAGCAACACGAGCAAGCUCAACAGCAUAAUUUCCAAGAGGAGCAGCAACGAACUCAUCAAACGCAGCAGCAUUACGUGCAGAUUUCCCAUACCGGCACUCCUGAGGAUCAACAACGACCGACGGAUCAGCAGCGCGUCGUUUACGUCACUAGCAGCGGACAGGAAGUUCAAGUUGAAGUCUCCGAAACCUCCGAGACUACCGCCACACUUACGGUCAAGGAACCGCCCAGAUACGAGACACCAGCGCCAGACAGAAUAGACGUGGACCGGAUGUACGCUUACUCCGAUGGUCAUGAGGUCCGUAGAGAGAACCACGUGAUCACCGUCCAAGUGCCCGACCAUCGACGAACCCAGCAAGCUGGGCAUCAAAGAUACAGUCCACACGAGAAUCAUCAGGCGUCCGGGACGAACGCCAACACCAGAUAUCAGACGUCGCCGGUUUUGACGACGUCGGAGGACUACGACGCAUCAGCGAUCGUUACGCAGUCAGGAUCCACGGUCCAUCUCGGAUCACCCGCACCGCCGUACUCGCCGCCGAUCGACGGUAUACGUGCCGGUCAGCAGCAACAGCUCGUGGCAACGAGUUACGCCGACAACGUAAGCGGUGUCGUCAAGUACGAUGUCGAGGCCGCGGCCGCUGCUGAAACCAUCAAGGCUUCGAAUACGUACACCACACUGGAACCGGUUGCUAUUCCACCCACACAAACCGUACAAUACACACAGUAUUUAUCGGGUGGCGAAACUUUUCAGCAGGCACCGACUUAUAGUUACGCCAAGCCGGGAGAUCCCGUGAUCUUGGCGUAUCCAUCAGCGGCGCAACUUGGCUCGAGAGUUACCGAGGUAGAAUCAACCGGCAGCGGGUACAUGAAGAGCGAUCCCACGUUAACAUCGUCAUUGGCCACCACCCGAGCGCUUCCACUGCACUACGAGCAACCCGGUUCACCAGGUUCCCAAGUGACUUUGUACACAGGAGCAACGUCGUAUCAAUAUGUGAAGCCCUCGUCGGGUGAUCCUUAUUGGCCAGGCGGCAGCACUCCGUCACCCCCGACUUUGGAGUACAUCCAGGGCUAUCCGGGCAUCACCGCCAUCUCCGUCAACGAUACCGCCAACGUGCAGCUCUACCCCAACUGUGGCGGUGGAUACAGCGUUUCCACAAGCGGGAGUGGACCACCUGGGUGGACCACCCUUCCGCUUCCCGGCACCGACGAGACGUUCGAAGGAACCGUCAUAGCGACGGAACCCAAAGAAUGUGUUAAUUGCGCGGCCAGCAUGACACCGUUAUGGAGAAGAGAUGGCUCUGGUCACUACCUCUGCAACGCUUGCGGACUCUACAACAAGAUGAACAACGGCCUCAACAGGCCACCCAUGCGAUGCCCCAAACCAAAGCAGACGGUUGCACCGGUAAACAUUGCUAACUUACGGAGAACGGGAGUACAAUGUGCGAAUUGUAGGACAAGCAACACAACUCUUUGGAGACGAAACAAUAAUGGUGAGCCGGUUUGCAAUGCUUGCGGACUUUAUUUCAAGCUCCAUAACGUGAAUAGGCCUUUAAGCAUGAAAAAGGAAGGAAUACAGACGCGGAAGAGGAAACCGAAGAAUCACUCGAACAUUACUGGAAGUCUAGCUGGUCCCAGCGGUCUUCACAAGGCCGAGAUCAAGUCCAGUCUACUUGUGGACUCGUUGCAGUUGAACAUGUACGCAAGCGGGGGUGGGGGUAGUGGAGGGGUCGAAGAGCAUUGUCUUCCUGUAGGUACACCAACUGGAACACAAUUAGGGCAUGCACACUCGCCUCUCGCGUUACCCACCGCUGCCGUGUUGAAUCGUCAAACUACCCUUACUGUACCACCACUAGAACCAAUCACUAGUCAAUCCAGCAGCGACAUCACUUCGGUUAUAACAUCAACUACGGCCGCCCAUGCAGAGAAAUCGUGAACGUCAUUCUGUAGAAUCUGUAGGGACUCUAUACUUGCCGACCGUAGCUGUAACGAAUCGUAGUGUAUCGACCUUCUUUGAGUUUCGACCAGAAUUGCAAAAAAAUUUUUUUUUUUAAUAAUUGGUUACCGUUACUCGUUAUUGAAUCAAAAAAGUAACUAGUUAUUGUUACUAGUUACUAAUUAUACAAAAAUAACUCGUUACUAUUAUCAUUAUUUAAAAAGUAAUGAUUCGCUACAUUUUUCGUUAUUUUUUUUUAGUGCUGAAACA